Molecule: messenger RNA, 1206 nt
Organism: Desarmillaria tabescens
Lineage: Eukaryota; Fungi; Basidiomycota; Agaricomycetes; Agaricales; Physalacriaceae
Exons: 2
Coding region: 1-1206 (401 amino acids)
Source: RefSeq, a predicted model, not a curated record
AUGGCCCAGGUUUUGGUGAUGAUAGAAAACCCGUACUACUGCAAGCCUAAAGUGUCUCUGAAAGCGGACGCGGCACUGGAAGUACUCAGGAUCGUCCUCGAACGUUCUCGUAAUCAUCCCCUUGAUUUCCAUCUUGAGUACAACCAUCCCUACUCGAUGGAGAAGGAUGACAUAGCCCAAGCAAUGGAGCGAUGUUUUUAUAUGAUGGUUGCCCAUUCAAAACGAUGGAGAGCGGUCGAAAUGAUUAAUGGACUUAUUAAUGCGUACAUCUAUUGUCCUGGUGAGGACCCGGAGUCCAGAAAUAUAAGUGCUUUCGAGGUUGCUCCAAAACUCGAGAGACUUGAUCUGAGAGGCAUGCACCCAGACGCAGACAUCCGUUUCCCAACCACCAACCUCAUCUCUUUCUUGGAUGCAAGACCAUUUGGCGGAGACCGGCUGACCCUCCAAUAUCUCGACCUGGUCAAAUCAGCUCCAAAACUCCGUUCAUUCUCAUACAACGAUUACGAGUAUUGCCAGAUCUCCACCCCAAUAUCCUUCCCCCGCGUCAUGUCCAGAUCGGUUAAACAACUUUCGACAGCUUCCCCAAACUUUAUGCGCAGCCUGAUACUACCGUCGCUGGAGAAAUUCAUGCUGGCCACCGAGUGGGACCUAGGUAUGGGAGACGUUGAAGAUACAAUAAGGUGCCCUGACGAUGCGCUGGGUGCACUACGCGAAAUGCUUCUGCAAUCGCGAUGUUCUCUAACACAAUUACACCUUGUUGAUGUGGUCUUGGACGACAACCUUGCGAACAUCAUACGGAUCAUGCCUGGCUUGCGGAAGUUCACCGUUGAGUACAACGAAUGGGUAGAUGAUUAUGACCCCAUUCUGCAGUCUCUUGUGACACAAUUGAGCGAGGUCAGUCUGGUAGGCGGGUCACUUCAGCACUCCAUGGUCCCAUCUCUGCAAGAACUUGGUGUUUACCUGCAUGAGCUCCGGUGCACUCACAUAUCUUUCAUCAAUUCCGCAUUUGUGGACAUGGUUGCUUCGCGACUGCGUCACCCGUCCGAUGCGCCACAUCUCACGAAGGUAGUUUUACUUGUGUCGGGGCAGAAGUGGAGUUAUGAUCUUGAUAAGGCGGCUAAGGAUGCCCUGAAUAGUUUGAAAGGCGAGGGACUUGAGCUUGUCUUGGACCGGGUGAUGAGAGAUCCCGGGUCUGAUGAACGUUAA